Messenger RNA from Pieris napi, 1568 nucleotides. RefSeq lists its product as uncharacterized. Bases 94 to 1038 code for a protein of 314 amino acids. Gene Ontology annotation, cellular component: membrane. The transcript has 6 exons. NCBI's taxonomy places the organism in Eukaryota, Metazoa, Arthropoda, Insecta, Lepidoptera, Pieridae. The record is from RefSeq and is a predicted model, not a curated record.
UUCAUUCAGCGGUCCAGUGGUGCGUAUGACUAUUGUAUUUCGGCUAUAAAUGCUGAUUGUUUCGAUGUAUGUUACAUAUCUGGUUAUCGAGAGAUGGGGAACACUAAGUCGGCUCAAGGAAAUGAGCCGCAGGCGAACGAUGAAAAAUCGAAAUCCGCCCACAGCCAGGGCUUUGGCCAACUAUAUGCAGCGGAAAUAGAGAAUUUCAGAGAGAAACCAUGCUGCAGGAUUUUCCUCAAGAUUCUCUUUAUCAUCCUCGCCGCCAUAACCAUUAUUCAAUCCAUUGUUGUAAUAGCAGUGAGUAUCACAUCAGCCAUAGCUUCAAAGGUCUUCACUCAAGAGCAGUCCAGCCGCCUUGUGGCGUUAAUAUUACUCGCAAUCACGGCUGCAGUGACCAUAUCUGUGGUAAUCUAUACCUUGGUCGCGGUGUUAAAGAAGAAGAAGAAACCUGUUCAUGCGACCACGACAACGAUGAUAAUAUUAGCGGUAUUACAAGCGGUGAUUGUCGGGGUGUGCAUGAGGGUGACAGUGGAAGAUGAGGUUCUGCUGAACCGUUCCCUUGUGGACUCCUUCCGGCUGGCCAAGGACGAAAACUCGAGACAUAUGAAGUUAUGGGCUGCAACACAGAAUGAUCUCAGCUGCUGUGGAGUUUACAGUGCAGAGGACUACAGGCGUUCGAAUAUCCCGCCCUAUUUCCCCCCGGACGUGCCAAUAUCCUGCUGUCCAGGAUAUGACCCUACACGCUCAGACCUUUUACAGGAGAAAGAAAGAGAGUCAUGUAAAGCAAAAAGAGAAUUCCAUGUAAGCGGAUGCAAGACACCAGUGCUUGCAAUGUUCAAAUUCACCUGUGCAUUGGUGCUAAUGAAUGUUAUCGUAUUAAUUGUUUUAGAGCUUCUGGUAGCCUUCUCCGGAGUACUACAUUUGAAAAAUAAACAUAAUGUGAAACCAGAUAACAUGGAACAAGUAGCUGUGGCCCCUAUACCUAUGCCACGAGCUUCACUAAGUUCAGGGAAACCGAAAUCUGUAAGCUCAACAUGAAACAAAGGAAAUUUAUGGAUUUUAAAAAUAUUACCUCAGAAUACACAACUCACUAGAUGGCGCUAAAUAUUAUUUUUGUAGAUUCAUAGAGGUGUCACUGAAAAUGAAAAACCCUUCUAGUUCAUAAGUAUUUACUUAGAUGGCGCUAAACACCUAUAAAUGAAAAUCUAACAUCAAGAUCAACCAAAAUUUUGCUAGUCAUUAUUUUUUCAAUAGGUGGCGCCAAAAGCAAAUUAAGUUUUUUUUAGUUCAUAAGCAAUUUAAUUGAUGGCGCUAAACACAAAAACAAAUGAAAAUCGGACUUCAACCAAAACUUUUCUAGUUCAUUAUUGCCUACAAAGGUGGCGCUAAAAACAAAGUAGAGUUUUAGAGGUAAUAUUUUUAAAUAACGGGAUAAAUCCAAAGAUCUCUUAAGACAUAACGAACGGACUCAUGACUAAGUUUAGACAUAUUAAGAUUUUUAUACUGUUGUUGCAUAAUAUGUAGGAUUCGUUAAUACUAAGCUGUGAAUAAAUGACAUUGAGACAUUA